GCCCUCCUUGUCAUCGAGGAUAACGUGAAGCUCGCUCGUUGCACAGAGCUCGCUGCCCUGCGCAAGAGGCCGCAGCAGUGCUGCGCAUCACUCAGUACGCCGCAAACCAACGCGCAGUGCAUAGCUUGCUGUAGCCCAAGAGAUUGGCUGCAAAAAGAGGCCCAUCGCAUCCUUGCAGCGCCAUGGCCGCUAGAUUGCCCGUCCUCUUCGAGGACAUCGCCAUCGCCGCCACCCGUAUAAGAGGCGGCGUCGUGCGGUCGCCGGUCACGCAUUCGUACUGGCUCAGCCAGCUCUGCGGCUGCGACGUCUUCCUGAAGCACGAGCAGUUCCAGUUUACUGGCAGUUUCAAGGAGCGCGGCGCGAGGAAUGCGUUGAUGUCUCUGUCCGAAGAAAAGAAGGCCAAAGGCGUCGUCGCGGCCUCUGCGGGCAACCACGCGCUAGCUCUGUCGUGGCACGGCAAGCAGCUCGGCAUCCCCGUGUCGGUGUUGAUGCCUACUGUGGCUCCGUUAGCCAAGAGAUCGAAGUGCGCCAAGUUCGACGCCAACAUUGUUGUUCAUGGCGACAACAUAGGGGUCGCGAAGAAGUACGCCGAGGAGACGGCGCCCUUCUCGGAGAUGACUUAUGUGAAUGGGUACGACGACCCAGAGAUCAUCGCCGGGGCCGGUACGAUGGGCUUGGAACUCGUGGAUCAGGCUCCCGACGCGGACGCGUACGACUACAUCAUGGUCCCGUGCGGCGGCGCUGGUUUAUUAGCUGGCGUGGCGUUGGCGUCGAAGACGCUGCGGCCCGCGACGCGCGUGAUUGGUGUCGAGCCCCGGAAUUGUGCUUCCUUCACUGCUGCGCUCGAAGCUGGGGAACCGGUCCCGGCACCUACGACUUCCACCCUAGCGGAUGGUCUCGCGGUGCCCACGGUCGGAGGCAACGCCUUCGAGGUCGCUCGCGCCCACACGGACGAGGUCGUCAUCGUCGAAGAAAGCGACGUGGCUCUAUCGGUCCUACGGUUGUUAGAGAACGAGAAAGUGAUUGUGGAGGGCGGCGGCGCCACCGGUUUAGCCGCUAUUUUACCCGGCGGCCCGAUGCACAAGGAGGUCCAGGGGAAACGCGUCGCGGUGCCUCUUUGUGGCGGUAAUAUUGAUGUGACAACUCUGGGACGAGUCAUCGACCGCGGCUUAGCGGCGGAUUGUCGCUUGGUACGCUUCGUCGCCGAGGUCUCGGACCGGGCGGGAGGCAUCGCCGAAGUGACGUCGCUCCUCUCGGAGCACGGUGCGUCCGUCAAGGACGUCUUCCACGAGCGGGCGUGGCUGCAGUCGGCGGUGGAUCGCGUCCAGAUCAAAUUUAUUAUCGAGUGCACCGGUUCGUAGCUGUGUGGAAAUCAACCAGUGCGUCGGGUGUGUGGCUCGGUCGAGCGGCGAGGAAUCGGCAUCGCCACGCCAUCGAGCAGGCGUCGCGUCGAUGGCGUGGAGGUCGACGCGAACGCGCCGUAAAAUUUUGAUUUCCACACAGGUCCCGAGCACUCCGUGCAGGUGCGGGACGCCGUGCGGGCGGCAGGCGUGCCGUUAUUAGUGUGGGGCAAGACGGUGUACAACGCGGACGGGACCGCGCGGACGCUCGGGUCGACGACCGGAGGCCCCGCGGAGCCGGCGCCCUUCGAGUAGGGUGUGCGGGUAAGCUUCUAGGUACUGACACGCGCCGAUGGCGUAAGGGGGAG
Molecule: messenger RNA, 1708 nt
Organism: Pelagomonas calceolata
Lineage: Eukaryota; Pelagophyceae; Pelagomonadales; Pelagomonadaceae
Source: the annotation of a GenBank genome assembly